AUGAACUUCAACGACAUAGUUAACAAAGGUAAAGAUUUAGUUGGUUCCAAGGGUGCUCAAGAAGCUUACAAGGAAUUCAGCAGCACUGACGGUUCUUACACCGACAAGGCUAAGGCUGCUUACAGUGGUUACCAAAAGGGUGAAAAGUCUGGUUCUGAAGAAAAGUCUGACUCCAAGCAAGAAACUACUGAAGAAAAGAAAUAA
Debaryomyces hansenii CBS767 is the source of this 204-nucleotide messenger RNA. RefSeq names its product DEHA2C07678p. Bases 1 to 204 code for a protein of 67 amino acids. The record is from RefSeq and is a predicted model, not a curated record. Lineage: Eukaryota; Fungi; Ascomycota; Pichiomycetes; Serinales; Debaryomycetaceae. The transcript has a single exon.